Molecule: messenger RNA, 2626 nt
Organism: Gymnodraco acuticeps
Lineage: Eukaryota; Metazoa; Chordata; Actinopteri; Perciformes; Bathydraconidae
Gene: tgif1
Product: TGFB-induced factor homeobox 1
Exons: 3
Coding region: 307-1176 (289 amino acids)
Biological process (GO): regulation of transcription by RNA polymerase II
Molecular function (GO): RNA polymerase II cis-regulatory region sequence-specific DNA binding; DNA-binding transcription factor activity, RNA polymerase II-specific
Source: RefSeq, a predicted model, not a curated record
CACCAUGCUGAUGUCAGAGGUUUUGGUGGGAGGAUCUCUGGUUGAGUCACGCAGCUGUCAAAGAUAGCUGUCAGCCAGGAUCAAACACAGUCAAUGAGAGGGGCUGGAGAGACGCACAGAUCUCAGGUAACCGCCAGCACAAAGUAGGUUUAUUAAAAGAAAACCGGAGGGGAAACACGCGCCUUUUCAUGAAUAAGGAUUUUCGGUUAUUCGGAUACACGCUGUGGAUUUCUGGAGGAGACACACCACACAAAGACCAUUUCCCUCUGCGCGUCACCGGGAAAAAGUGGGCAUUUUUGGACCGAGAUGAAGACGAAAAAAGGUUUGAUGAUGCUUUCGGGCAGCGAGACGGACGACGAGGACAGCGUGGACGCGCCUCUGGAUCUGUCGUCCAGCUCGGGGAGCAACGGGAAGAGGAAACGGCGGGGAAAUCUACCCAAAGAGUCUGUGCAGAUCCUCAGAGACUGGCUGUACGAGCACCGAUACAACGCCUACCCCUCGGAGCAGGAGAAAGCCCUGCUGUCCAAGCAGACUCAGCUCUCAACACUACAGGUGUGCAACUGGUUCAUUAACGCUCGGCGGCGACUCCUCCCAGAGAUGCUGCGGAAAGACGGCAAAGACCCCAACCAGUUCACCAUCUCACGGAAAGGCAGCAAAGGGGGGGACAGUUUCUCCGACAGCUCGCAGUCUCCGAAGCACGGCAGCCCAGCAGGGGGUCCGGAGGAGGAGAACUACGACCAGCGGGUGCUAAGCCCCUCCAUAUUCGACGUCCCAGGAGUCCUGAGGAAGAUGACGUCACCUUCCUCGUCUCCGACUUCCUCGUCUCCAUCUCCGUCUCCAUCUCUUUUCCCCAUUCGCCCGUCUGUCAUCUGUCACACCACUGUCACCGCGGCGAUGCAGCCCCUCCCCUCGGUGACGAUGAUGAACUCUGAGCUGCUGCAGGUUCAGGCGCUGCUCCGGUGCCAGGAUGACGAAGGGAGCCCUAAACCCCCCCCCACUACCACCAUGCUCACGGGCAUGGAGGGGAACCUGAGCCCCCGCAGCGGGCUCUUCAACACGCCCCCCCCGACCCCCCCGGACCUCACACAGGACUUCAGUGGCUUCCAGCUCCUUGUGGAUGUUGCCCUGAAACGGGCUGCAGAGAUGGAGCAGCAGGCCAAACAGCUGGUGUCUUAAAGCGCAGAAGAAGAGGAAAGAAAGUGACUUUGUGUCCAGACUUUGGGUCUCCUCGGUGACUUCGGGUCUCCUCGGUGACUUUGGGUCUCCUCUGUGACUUUGGGUCUCCUCGGUGACUUUUGGUCUCCUCGGUGACUUUGGGUCUCCUCGGUGACUUCGGGUCUCCUCUGUGACUUCGGGUCUCCUCUGUGACUUCGGGUCUCCUCUGUGACUUCCGGUCUCCUCUGUGACUUUGGGUCUCCUCGGUGACUUUGGGUCUCCUCGGUGACUUUGGGUCUCCUCUGUGACUUUGGGUCUCCUCUGUGACUUCGGGUCUCCUCUGUGACUUUGGGUCUCCUCGGUGACUUUGGGUCUCCUCUGUGACUUUGGGUCUCCUCUGUGACUUUGGGUCUCCUCUGUGACUUCGGGUCUCCUCUGUGACUUUGGGUCUCCUCGGUGACUUCGGGUCUCCUCUGUGACUUUUGGUCUCCUCUGUGACUUUGGGUCUCCUCGGUGACUUUGGGUCUCCUCUGUGACUUUGGGUCUCCUCUGUGACUUUGGGUCUCCUCUGUGACUUCGGGUCUCCUCUGUGACUUCGGGUCUCCUCGGUGACUUCGGGUCUCCUCGGUGACUUUGGGUCUCCUCGGUGACUUCGGGUCUCCUCAGUGACUUUGUCUGCAGAUCAAAUCCAUACGAAAGCCUGAUUAUUUCUAUUUUUGGUAAACCAAUCAAAUUGACGAGUUUUUUAUUGACUGUAUCGAGGUGCCUUGGCUGUUUAUUCAUUUCAAAUACAUGCGUAUGUUAUCUACUACAUGUGUAUCUUAUUUGCACACAGGGACCAAAAAUGUUAUCAGAGAAAUGCUGCCUGUCUUACGUCUUUCCAUUAUAUCGUUUUAGGGAGCGGAGAAGGAGUUAGUCGCGUCCGCACACGUUUACUGUUGUACAUUUCACAGAUGAGUUCAUGCUCGGUUUGCCUCGUUUGUUUGCACACUAAAGGCAGAGGAAGGUCAUCUCAGUGUCUUAAACAUACUUCAUCUAUGACAAACAUAUUCACUACUGUAGUAAAUGUUUUCAUGAGUACAAGUAUAGUUUUUAUUUUGUUAUUUAGCUGUUUUAAAAGAAACUCCUGUGCUUUUUUGUUUUGUUUUUUUUAUACUCUUUUCCCAUCAAGGGAUAUUUCAGAUGACCAAUGUAGCAGGUUCUUAGUCUGAGCCUCCAUCCCAUCACUCAGCGGAGAACCGACGGCCAGUGGACUGUAACAUUAAAACACUACAGAUGUUUUUGUUUCGGCAUUUGCUGACAAAGACAGCAUUUUCUGAAAUCACCAAAAAAGCAUUUCCAUGUAUUAUAGAACCAUGUGUAUAGUUAAUGUGACAUGAUGCCCAAUGAUGUGAUUUCUUUUUUCAUACUGUGCAAUGCUUGUGGCAAAUAGGGGUCACAUGGGAUUCAAAUAAAGUUUUGUUUUUCUACA